CGCUGUCUUUGUACGCUACUUUUAAACCCUGCGGUAACUCUUUAGUUGUCCAACAUUUAACGUUAUUUGAUUCGUUACCUGGCAACGUCGAAUUUCCAAAUGGAGACAGAUUAGCAGGCAAAAUCUGACAAACGCUGUGAAAAAGUCACGAUCUAAGACAACUAACGUGUCAAAGACUAACAAUGGCUGUGAAAAACACAGAGUCUGUUCUGAAAGAGUGCGAAAUGAAACACUGCCUGCCACAACUGUGUAAGGGCAUAUUGACAGCUUCAUGUCUGUCAUGUCCCAGUGACCCAAUACAGUUUCUGAAAGACACUCUUCUGGCCUUCCAGGGAAAUGAUAAUCUUCAGACUGUUGACUGGUACAAGCUUGUUGCUGAUCCCAAACAACACACUGCAAUAUCUCUGACACGUCGGACAAUGGACACACUCUAUAUGGGCCCAGGUGACAACACGGUGGACCUUUGUUUUUUGGAGAAGGCUUCAUCUUUUUACAGGAAAAGUUUAAUAAGCUCUUGCUUCAGGAAGUGGAAGAGGUUCACCGUGCAGAGCAAGACAGGUACCACAGAGCCAAUUCUGACAAUGGACAUGACAAAGGAACACUUUGAGAAGAAAUGCCAGCAGGUUGCAUUCACCAAAUGGUUGAACUGGGUAACAUUACAGAAGAAAGCAAAGACUGCUGCCAUCGAGAAACUUGAGACUCUUGUGAACACCUGGCAGCUCAGGCGCAUCGUAGUCACAUGGCAUCAUGCUACAAAGGACACAAAGACGACAAAAGAGCACUUUAAGAGAUUGAAAAUGAGUUUUACUGAAGUUGGCCACAAGGAUCACCAGACUGGAGAAAGACAUGAUGGACUCUCAGGGCUUCCCAGCAGUCUCUCACUGAAGAUCUUUCAGUAUUUAGAAUUACGAGACCAGCUAAACUGCGCUGCGGUAUGCUGCACAUGGAAAUCUAUCAUCCAGUCAGGUACACUGUGGAGUCAGAUCAACUUCUCUGCAGGUAAAGAUUGGAUAACAGACAGUACAGUGAAGCACAUUCUGCAGAGCUACCAACCAUUUGUGACCCAUCUCAACCUACGUGGCUGUACAUCCUUAAAAUGGCCCAGCCUCAAAUGUAUCAGUGUAUGCAGAAACCUCCAGGAGCUCAAUGUGUCGGAGUGUUUUAAUGUCACAGAUAUGUUGGUUCAGAAGAUAGUUGAGGGCUGUCCCUGCCUGCUCUACUUGAACCUAUCGUACACACUUGUAACAAACAAAACUCUACGAGAACUGUCCAGGAGCUGUCUCAGCCUCCAGUACCUUAGUUUGGCAUAUUGCUACAGAUUUACAGAUAAAGGCUUUCUGUACCUGACCACAGGGAAGGGCUGGCGCAAUCUCAUCCACCUCGACCUGUCUGGCUGUACCCAGAUGACAGUAAAUGGGUUCAGAUACAUUGCUGCCGGAUGCCCUGCACUCAGAGAAAUCGUGAUCAAUGACAUGCCAACGCUGUCUGAUAGCUGUAUCUUGGCCCUGCUUGCCAAAUGUCACUGUCUGUCUGCCAUUUCUCUGUUGGAUGCUCCUCAUCUUUCUGACGUUGCUUUCAAAGCCAUUGCUGAAGCAGCCAAACUGAAGACUUUUAGUACAGAGGGCAACAACCAGCUGACAGACGUCAGCUGGAAAGCUCUGUGCAGCAGCUCACAGGGCCUCCGCAAACUCCACGCUGCAGAAUGUCCCAGAAUGACUGAUGUCGGCCUCAGAUCUGUGGCCUCUCUCAAAAACCUGCAAUACUUGGACAUCUCAUUCUGCAGCAGGGUGAGCGAUGUUGGGAUAAAGUAUUUGACCAAAGGCUCAUCAGCCAAUAAACUGAAAGAGCUGAAUGUCAGUCACUGCAGUCACAUCACUGACACUUCUGUCAUGAGGAUUGCACAAAGGUUGUGUAACCUGUACCAUCUCGAUCUGAGUUACUGCGAGAGGCUCACUGACUCGGCUGUGGAGUGGCUGAGUGGCAGCUCUAUCUUCUCUCUUGACAUCUCCGGUUGCAACAUCCAGGAUCAGGGACUGGCUACUCUCGAAGGAAUUCGCUUGAAGAAGUUGGUUCUUGCUGAGUGCGUCUAUGUCACAGAUGCUGGCAUAGAGAAGCUGUGUAAGAAUGUGAGAGACCUGGAACAUGUUGAUGUUUCUCACUGUGCAGCUCUGACUGACGCUGCCGUCAGAAGCUUUGCAUUUUACUGCAGAGGUUUAGUCACGCUGCGGAUGUCAGAUUGUCCGAAGUUGACUGAUAUGGCAGUGCAGUAUCUGACAAGUGGAUCUCAGUACCUGCAAGAGCUUGAUGUGAGUGGCUGCAUUCUCCUCACAGAUCGCACAAUUCGACACUUGGAAAGGAUUUGUCCUCCACUCUGCUCCAUCACGAUGGCCUGCUGCAGUGGCAUCUCCAGGGCAGCUGCCUUAAAGCUGCAGUCACGUGUAGCAUACUGGGAGCACAGCAAUGAUGACCCCACAUACUGGUUUGGCCAAAUAGUGCAUCCAAUCAUAAAACCCAUCAGGACCAAUGAUACUUUGGAAGUACCGGAGCAGCACUCUGUGAUGACAACUGCAGCAACUACAUAAAGGACAUGAACAGCAGAGACAUUAUAUAAGAGAUAAUCCUCAUAAAUACCAAUCACAUAGCUGAAGUCCCAAAUCAAUGGAUUAAGUCUCACCUGUCUGUGUUUUCUGUUCUAAACCUGUCAGGAUACAGGCCCAGACUCAGUGACACAGAGGUAGCUGAAAUAUUGCUGUCAGAUCCUGACAGUGGAAUUUCCUGUGCUGUCCUGCCUUCCUUUUGAUCGGGCAGCUCACGUGCUGUUUCUACAUAAAUGCUAACACAUUGUAAAAGUGGAAGAAUUCUUUUAUAAGUGAAUUCAAAUAGUUUUCCUUUUCUCUUUAUAAUUUAUAGUGGUGAUAUGGCAUUUUUCCUCACUGGAAAACAGUGUACUGGGUUUAUAUGCAGAGUUUUCCAUGUUUUGCACACAGUCAUCAAAUUGCUGCAACUGCUAAAUUGUGAGUUUGUUUUAAACUCUGAAACAACUAAGUAAAUGUAGUAUAAACAUGUUUAGCAGUCUCCACUGGAGUGUUGUUGUCCCUGUAUGGAUAUCAGGGUUCCUUCCCUCGUUAAAAGAAAUUGUUCUAAUUAAUAUCACCAGAUGGUGUUUACCACCGACCAGUAAUUAUCACAAGUAAAAACCAUAUGUGAAUACAAAACCCGGCUGGCAUCUUUAGGAGAAAGACAUCACUGAUAUUUAUUUACAGAGCUUUAUGCUGCCAUAGCAUAAAUUGAACCACCUACAAAUUACAUUAGAAUUUGAGCUUGCUGGUGUUGCGUAACCAGUUCAACAGCUUGAGUUUUAAAUGGAAUUGUUUCUUUUUCUAAAUUUUGUGAGUUUAUGAACUGUCUAUGCACUUAAGUGUUGUUAAUUCUUAAGAUUGAACAAGCAAGCAAGCGUGUAAUCUCUUUAAUCAAAGGAAAUUUUCAGUGAGAUUGAGAGUGGUGGUGUGAACCUUUUGAUGAUUCAUUCAGUAGGAAAAUUUUUGUCUAAUAACCACAAUAAUGCUUGAUCUGAUCAUUUUCAUACUGGUUGGAAUGAAUAUAUUCUUUCUGCUUUCUCUUUCCAUUAUAUUCUAUCACUUAUCGGUAAACUCCUGCCAGUCUUUGCUUCACAUUUUGAUCCACUGACUCCUGUUCUUGGACAGAAGAAGGGACACUAAGUUUACUGUUCCUGAUCAACGGGCCUCCUGUUUAAAGAUUGCAGAAAAAUCACAUGCUGCAAAAGUUGCUCCUUACGUUAAUCUCGGUCAUUUUCUUCUAUUACAUUAAUUGCAUUUUUCAAUAAAACUUCUUCUUCUGACAUAUUUUUGGCAGAUUAGACACUUCCCAGCAGGCAGAACCACUUGCCGCAUGUCAAAAAAGUUGUAUUCCGAUUAAAAGCUUCAGGGCGCGCAAACACAUCUUAUUAGUUUACUCUAUUUAGCAUGCAUGUAAACAGCUAAGUUGGAAUCUCUUCUCAGGUAGGAGAAUAUUUCUCCUAUGUAGCUGCAACUAUUGUGUCGGAGAUGUCUUAGAAGUUAUCACUGUUUACUUAAUAUUGACUAAAAUUAGAGCCUA
Molecule: messenger RNA, 4116 nt
Organism: Amphiprion ocellaris (clown anemonefish)
Lineage: Eukaryota; Metazoa; Chordata; Actinopteri; Pomacentridae
Gene: fbxl13
Product: F-box and leucine-rich repeat protein 13
Exons: 21
Coding region: 183-2582 (799 amino acids)
Biological process (GO): SCF-dependent proteasomal ubiquitin-dependent protein catabolic process
Cellular component (GO): SCF ubiquitin ligase complex
Molecular function (GO): protein binding
Source: RefSeq, a predicted model, not a curated record